AUGGAAUUCGAAGGGAAGCAGCCGACGUUCGAUUUGCCGGAGAUGUUCGACAAUCGUAUUGGCUGGGGACCGAUUGCAACGCUCGAGAAAUUCCAAAAUUUACCAUAUCAGCAGUUCAACAAAGCUGACAAAAUUGGCAAAGUUGCAGAUUGGAUCGGCAUUACACAUGUUAUUGCUGCAGGAGCAGAUAGAUAUGGCAAUCCUUAUACAUCGGGUACUGUUGGCUCGCAGUAUGACUAUGUGCACGACGAGGAAGAUGCAACGUUCCAGCUUGUGGACACCAGUAAGCCACAACGUUCAAACAUGCAAAAAGGUGGACGGAUGCGUCAACAGCAACAAUUCUAUGUAUGUAUCGUUUUACAGUGGCAACGACGUGGAGGUGGUGCUCGUGGACGUGGUCGUGGUGGGAUGGGCUAUGGUCGUUGGGACCAGCGUAAUCAGAAGCAGCUAGCGGCCAGUAUUGCCGUACGUCCGGAAUGGCAAGUUCUGGAAGAGAUGGAUUUCCCACGACUUGCGAAACUGAAUUUGCCAAAUAUCGAACCCGGCCAAGAUAUAAAUGGUCAUCGCUAUGGUCAGCUUUACUAUUACGAUAAAGCAUUCGAUCGUGUCACUCUGGCACAGGAAAAUGCUGGUAACGUUUUUGCAACGGAUAUGAUAUUGGCAACAUUGAUGGCAGCCACAAGAUCUGUAUACAGUUGGGAUGUGAUUGCAUAUCGAGUUGGUGACAAGCUGUUCUUUGAUAAACGUGAUACUGGUGGCUUCUCGAAUCCUGUUGGUAUGUUCCUUUAUUAUUCUUGA
Gongylonema pulchrum is the source of this 798-nucleotide messenger RNA. NCBI's taxonomy places the organism in Eukaryota, Metazoa, Nematoda, Chromadorea, Rhabditida, Gongylonematidae. The record is from the annotation of a GenBank genome assembly.